This is a messenger RNA of Trichosurus vulpecula (common brushtail), 2147 nucleotides long. RefSeq names its product zinc finger protein OZF-like. Lineage: Eukaryota; Metazoa; Chordata; Mammalia; Diprotodontia; Phalangeridae. Gene Ontology annotation, molecular function: RNA polymerase II cis-regulatory region sequence-specific DNA binding; DNA-binding transcription factor activity. The record is from RefSeq and is a predicted model, not a curated record. The coding region runs from base 124 to 1818 and encodes 564 amino acids. Gene Ontology annotation, biological process: regulation of transcription by RNA polymerase II. The transcript has 5 exons.
GGGAGGAGGGGCAGACAGAGGAGCAGGGAGAACUGGGACAGCUGGGGUGCUUCGGCGGCCGAAAUUCGCGGGCCUGACAGAAGGGGAUCCUCCAGCAGGGAAGGGAAUCUGGAUUCAGAGGGAAUGGUCCCUGGGAGCAGCCAAGCCCCAGCCCAGGAGACAGUGACUUUUAAGGAUGUGGCUGUGGACUUCACCCAGGAGGAGUGGGACAUUUUGGACCAUCCUCAGAAAGAGCUGUACAAGGAGGUCAUGCUGGAAAAUGCCUGGAACCUGCUCUCCCUGGGGCUUCCAGUUCCCAGAGAAGAGGUGAUCUCUUUCAUUGAGCAAAGGGAAGUACCGUGGAUGCUGGAGCAAGAAGGUCUGAGGAGCUGCUCUCCAGAAGGAGAAUUCAGACUUGAAAUGAAGAAGACUUCUGCAGUCCUAAGCCUUUCUGUGGAAGAAACUCAGGAGCCAAGAUUCAUGGGUGAUGUUCCCUGUGACUUCACUUGGAGAGAAAUCUCUUCUCUUCAUCAGGGUAUUCACACUGGAGAGAAACCUUAUGGAUGUAAUCAGCAUAGAAGGGGUUUUAUACAGAAGGCUUAUCUUAAUGGACAUCAGAGAAUCUACACUGGAGAGAAAAGUUAUGAAUGUAAUCAGUGCGGUAAAGCUUUUCCAUGGAGGUCCCAUCUUACUGUACAUCAGAGAAUCCACACUGGAGAGAAACCUUAUGAAUGUAAUCAAUGUGGAAAGGCUUUUACACGGAGGAACUAUCUUACCCGACAUCAGAGAAUCCACACUGGAGAGAAACCUUAUGAAUGUAAUCAGUGUGGAAAGGCCUUCAGAAGCAGCUCCAAUCUUGCUGAACAUCAGAGAAUCCACACUGGAGAGAAACCUUAUGAAUGUCAUCAUUGUGGAAAGACUUUCAGAGGUAGCUCCCGUCUUGUUAAUCAUCAGAGAAUCCACACUGGAGAGAAACCUUAUGAAUGUAAUCAGUGUGGAAAGGCUUUUACACAGAGGGCCAAUCUUACCCUACAUCAGAGAAUCCACACUGGAGAGAAACCUUUUGAAUGUAGUCAGUGUGGAAAAGCUUUUAGAGAGAGCUCCAGUCUAGUUAUACAUCAGAGAAUCCACACUGGAGAAAAACCUUGUGAAUGUAAUAAGUGUGGUAAAGUUUUUACACAAAGGUCUAACCUUAGAGUACAUUGGAGAAUCCACACUGGAGAGAAACCUUUUGAAUGUAAUCUGUGUGGAAAAGCUUUUAGAGAGAACUCCAGUCUGGUUAAUCAUCAGAAAAUCCACAGUGGAGAGAAACCUUAUGAAUGUAAUCAGUGUGGUAAAGCUUUUGUAAGGAGGGCCCAUCUUACUGUACAUCAGAGAACCCACACUGGAGAGAAGCCUUAUGAAUGUAAUCAGUGUGGAAAGGGUUUUACACAGAGGGCCAAUCUUACCCUGCAUCAGAGAAUCCACACUGGAGAGAAACCCUUUGAAUGUAAUCAGUGUGGAAAAGCUUUUAGAGAGAGCUCCAGUCUAGUUAAACAUCAGAGAAUCCACACUGGAGAAAAACCUUGUGAAUGUAAUAAGUGUGGUAAAGCUUUUACACAAAGGUCCAACCUUAGAGUACAUUGGAGAAUCCACACUGGAGAGAAACCUUUUGAAUGUAAUCGGUGUGGAAAAGCUUUUAGAGAGAGCUCCAGUUUUGUUAAUCAUCAGAAAAUCCACAGUGGAGAGAAACCUUAUGAAUGUAAUCAGUGUGGUGAAGCUUUUAUAAGGAGGGCCCAUCUUACUGUACAUCAGAGAACCCACACUGGAGAGAAACCUUUUGUACUGUUAAUGGAAUAGGAAGAUCUUUCCCAUCCGUUAAAAGGCUUAUGUGACCUGCUUUGAAUCUGAGUAACUGGAGGCUGUGGUGGGAAGACCUUACUGAACUUGUGGUGCAGGAAGAGUGGGUGAGGCACACCUAGGAAAGAGAGCAGGCAGAGAGUUAGAGAAGCCAGUGGGAGUGAGACAGAGGGGAAUUUUGCCUAAGAGAGCUUGUUUGUGGGCAGCCUGACAGAGAGAAGGCUUGGGGAUGGCGGUGCUCCCUGCAUUGGUAAUGUGUACCAAUUUCUUUGUUACUAUGGUGGAUUUGGCUUUCUGGUAUCAGAAUAAAUAUCUUGGUUUCAUCUUUG